This is a messenger RNA of Sphaerulina musiva SO2202, 1123 nucleotides long. Its product is annotated as OST3_OST6-domain-containing protein. Lineage: Eukaryota; Fungi; Ascomycota; Dothideomycetes; Mycosphaerellales; Mycosphaerellaceae. Bases 23 to 997 code for a protein of 324 amino acids. The record is from RefSeq and is a predicted model, not a curated record. The transcript has 4 exons. Gene Ontology annotation, cellular component: oligosaccharyltransferase complex.
AACACAGCACAUAUCAGACAACAUGAGGCUGCUCUCGCUCCUCACCACGGCGAUACUGCCAUUGACUGCUCUGGCUGCCAAGGACACGGGCGAUCGAUUCGAAAUAGCGAGCUCGAAACCGCAGCCAGCCCGACUCGACGACAAAUCUUACGAACAGCUCACCAAAGCUCCUCGCGACUACUCCGUGGCAGUACUCUUGACGGCAUUGGACGCUCGCUUCGGGUGUCAGCUGUGCAAUCAGUUCCAACCAGAAUGGGAUAUGCUAGCAAAGAGCUGGACCAAGGGAGAUAAGACGAAGGAGUCGAGGCUGGUCUUCGCGACCCUGGACUUUCUGGACGGCAAGGCCACCUUCCAGUCGAUGAUGCUUCAAACUGCUCCAGUACUGCUCUUAUUCCAUCCUACUACUGGCCCACACGCAAACACCGAUAAACCAAUGGAGAGGCUGGAGUUCAACACUGGCAUCAGCACUGCCGAGCCUGUGCAUAGCUGGCUCUCCCGCCUAUUGCCUGGUCGUCCACAUCCUCCAGUGGUCCGCCCAAUCAACUACAUCAAGAUUGCAACGACGACUGUUGCAGUCCUCGGCGGUUUGACCUUUCUCACAGUGGCUGGCCCAUACCUUCUGCCGGUGAUUCAGAGCCGCAACCUCUGGGCAGCCAUCAGCUUGAUUGCAGUGCUUCUCUUCACCUCCGGACACAUGUUCAACCACAUCAGGAAAGUGCCAUAUGUGGCUUCCAAUGGUAAGGGAGGCGUCAGCUAUUUCUCUGGUGGCUUUCAGAGCCAAUUUGGAAUGGAGACGCAGAUUGUUGCUGCUAUCUAUGGCGUUCUCUCCUUCGCGACUAUCAGCCUGGCGAUCAAGACCCCUCGCAUCGUUGAUCCACGUCAGCAAAAGAUGGCUGUCAUGGUUUGGGGUGGCAUUAUCCUUCUCGUCUACUCUUUCCUGCUCAGCGUUUUUCGAGUGAAGAAUGGCGGAUAUCCGUUCUGGCUACCACCGUUCUAGUGGUUCUGACGGAGUCUCGCGGAAGAGCAAAAAAUUGCGUAGCUUAUUGGUCUACAGCAUUAUGCAUCUGUACUAAACAUUGUAGCAUACCAAAACACAAUGAACGAUUCUGGAAAGGAGUACUGC